AUGAUGCGUAAAUCACCAACAAUUGCGUUGUUAUCUUGGUGGUUGUAUUGUGUGUGCCCGACGCAAGCGAUUAUCAAUAACGAGUUCGGAAAUCAAAGGAUUGUUGGAAGUGAAGGAAGUGAAUCCCAAUAUGAUGGAAUGGAUGGGAUCGCAUCAUUGAAAUCCGGGAAGGCAAAACAGGUGGCCGUAAAAAAUGUGAAUGCCAAUUACAAAGAGAUUUCUUUGAAGUAUGGAUAUAAUUAUCACGCACCAGCUUAUGAGCGAAUCUUCAACCAAGAGCGCUACGGAAAAUGGUCUGAGUGGUCUGAAUGUGACCAAAACGAAUGCGUUAUGCGUCGCCGCCGUGAAUGUACCGACGGCUCAUGGAAGCGAAUCAGUGCCGACGGGCACCCUUCAUCCAACUGCAUAAGCAGAUACUACGAAGAGACAAGGGCGUGCAAAAACAAGACGAUAUGCGCUCCGUAUGUCGGGUUACUGGACAACUGUGGUGUCCGACAAGAAGACUUGGGAAUAUCUUUCAAAGUCGUCGGGGGUGAAGCAUCCAGGCCAAAUGCAUGGCCAUGGGCGAUUCGGCUGACAACAAGAAAUACUGAAGGAGAUUUGGGGACCUUCUGCGGGGGAACAUUGAUCAACCGACAGUGGAUUGUUACUGCCGCACAUUGUUUCAGCCAAUUUAAUUGGAGGUUCCCUCAAGGAAAACUAGUUUCUCCGGACGACUACCUUGACAGUAGUGUAUACGCAUAUCUUGGUGAUCAUCGGACUAACGUAACAGAGAAAACUCAGCGAGAAUAUCGCAUCAAGGCUGUCAUCCAGUUUCCGCACUAUUCCCCAACUUAUCGCCAUCUUCGUCACGAUAUUGCGUUGGCGCAACUGGAAAAACCUGUUGAAAUGCUACCGGAGAUCAAUUAUGCAUGUCUACCAAAGGAAGAGGUUGAAUUGAAGAGUGGCACCGAUUGCUUCGGUGUCGGAUGGGGUCUUAUGUGGAAAGACGUGAAUGGCAACAGCAUUGUGCGACACGUAUCUUCGGGCAACUCAUCCAAACUGGAAGAUUCGGAUGAACACACAUUCCCUGAAAAGCCUUGGCCCCCUUACACCGAAACAGAGGCGGACGAAUUGCAGGAGGUCAAAUUAUCCGUUCGAAGCACCGCUGAGUGUACAAAAUAUGUAACUCAAUUUCUAAGUGGUUCACAAAUCUGUGCCGGUUAUAGAGGAAAGGGUACCUGUCACGGAGACAGUGGUGGAGGCCUAUUUUGCAAGCUACCAAACACCAACAAAUGGUUCAUUGCAGGUGUGACGAGUUCUACUAGCCUCAAAGGAUGUGGGUACGAUGUCGGUGUGUACAUGUCAGCUAUUGCCUAUCGGAGUUGGAUAUGGAAUACAAUCGAUGGAUCCAGUGUUCAGUAAUAUCUCGCAAAAUGGGGUAAACUACAGCAAUAUAGACCCAUGAGAGGAUGUACGUAGUGGAACUUUUGUGCCUUAUUUGUUCGAGUAGAUAAACAACUGAUAUUGC
Molecule: messenger RNA, 1510 nt
Organism: Dicrocoelium dendriticum
Lineage: Eukaryota; Metazoa; Platyhelminthes; Trematoda; Plagiorchiida; Dicrocoeliidae
Source: the annotation of a GenBank genome assembly